This is a messenger RNA of Ochlerotatus camptorhynchus, 3859 nucleotides long. RefSeq names its product embryonic polarity protein dorsal-like. The record is from RefSeq and is a predicted model, not a curated record. Bases 1208 to 3859 code for a protein of 883 amino acids. The transcript is spliced from 6 exons. Lineage: Eukaryota; Metazoa; Arthropoda; Insecta; Diptera; Culicidae. Gene Ontology annotation, cellular component: cytoplasm. Gene Ontology annotation, molecular function: RNA polymerase II cis-regulatory region sequence-specific DNA binding; DNA-binding transcription factor activity, RNA polymerase II-specific. Gene Ontology annotation, biological process: response to cytokine; positive regulation of transcription by RNA polymerase II; inflammatory response.
GGUGUUAGUACAUAGUAGGCUGAGCUCGCGUUAGCAACGUACGCGAGUGCCUACUGCGUUGUUUUCUGCUCACACUUGUCAGUACCGCCAGCCGUGUGAGUGCGAGCAACGAGUGUUUUAUAGUGCAUGGGUUGUCGUGGUGAGUUUUCCUCAGCGCUUUUCCAGAAUACAUACUUUCGCCGUCCGGAAAACUGUCGCUCGCCGGUCAGACGUUUUGCGGUGCUUGAAGUGGUUACAUCCUCCUCCAGAAUUGAACGAAGAGAUUUUGGAUGAAAAGUGACUGUGUUCAACAAAAGUGAUUUAUUAGCAGAGCAUCGACAGGAGUUGGUACAAAUUCGUUUGCGUAUAUAAUUACAAGGCAAAUUGCUUCAGCGGUGGGAAGCGGUUAGAAACAAUAGUCAACCAUUGGAACAGACGGUGGGUUUUUCUUCGUCGAUGCAUCGAAACAGAAAUAAUCCUUUUGAUUAGGAUUUUCACCGUUUGCUUCCCACGUUCUCAGAUGUAACAUUCUAUUUGUUAUUUGUCAAUUGACCGAAUUAACUCAUCGUGGGAACCGAGGAUUUCCAAGUCUAAUACACAUCCAAGCAGGCCAAACAAGCAAGUGCAUUUCCAUAACUAAUGAUCAGUCACCAAGUAGCAGGUGUGAUCUGGUAGUUGUCAUUAUAGGCUAGCAAAACGAUAAGUUCAAAAUCCAAGUGUAUACCUCCGCGGUUGUUAUCAGGUUGAGUUGUAAUCUUGAACGCUGCUAUCUCGCAUUUAGUGGCAUACAGUGUCGUGCAAAAAUACCAAUACAUUUACCGAUUGGCCACUUUGGGCAGGUGGAAUUGUGAUAAUUGUUCAACGGGAUUUGAAGUGGACGCAGCAAACAUUGAUUCCCGUUUUCUUCGGAUCGAACUGACGUCAAUCAACUGCCGAGAAACUACAACUAUUUAUAUUGCCGCUGUAAUUGUAUGAAUUUGACGAUAGACUUUCAAAAAUGAAGCAAUCAUUUGGUGGUGGUUAAGCACAUCUUUAAACAACAAUUUAAACCAAAAGAAACAAAGAACAAGUUCCUAGUGUACAAUCAUUGAUAAGGAAAAAAACGUUAAUUGUUUGUGAAAUCAAUCCGACGAGUGUAAUAAAAAAAAAAGAAAAUCUAGAAGUGAUAUUACUCCGUGUUGAUUGUCCUUUAAGAAAACAAAUCAAAGCAGGCGCUAAUCAGCUAGCCAUGGGACCAAACGACAACAACGCUAUAGAAGAUGAUCCAAGUCUGCCGGAUUUGCCGAAUAACCUCAUAGUAGCGGAUGACAUUUUGGAUCUAAUCAUUGACAUAAUCGACCAAGAGAUGCCACCGACAGCGCCAGAAAAACCGUACGUCAUCCUCACCGAGCAGCCACAGUCGAAAGCUCUUCGGUUUCGGUAUGAGUGUGAAGGACGUUCAGCCGGGUCGAUUCCCGGUGUACACAGCACUCCGGAGCAGAAGACUUUCCCGAGCAUCGAAAUCCAUGGCUACAAGGGCCGAGCAGUGGUGGUGGUGUCCUGUGUCACCAAGGAUCCACCCUAUCGACCCCAUCCGCACAAUCUGGUCGGCAAAGAAGGCUGCAAGAAGGGUGUCUGCACGGUGGAGAUCAACAGCAGUACCAUGAGCUAUACCUUUAGCAAUCUGGGAAUCCAGUGCGUCAAAAAGAAGGAUAUCGAAGAAGCACUCCGCUUACGGGAGGAAAUCCGGGUGGAUCCGUUUAAAACUGGAUACGGCCACGCCAGGCAACCUGCCACCAUCGAUCUCAAUGCCAUCCGCCUCUGUUUCCAGGUAUUCUUGGAAGGUCAACAGCGGGGUCGGUUCACGGAACCGUUGCAGCCAGUUGUGUCCGAUGUGAUCUACGAUAAGAAAGCGAUGUCCGAUCUGGUGAUCUGUAAGUUAAGCGACGUUACCGCCCCGAUAGCCGGUGGCAGAGAGAUUAUUCUACUGUGUGAGAAGGUCGCCAAAGAGGACAUUGCCGUGCGGUUUUACGAAGAACAGCACGGUAACAUCGUGUGGGAGGACUACGGUGAGUUUCAGCAUACCAACGUGCACAAACAGGUGGCCAUCUGCUUCCGAACGCCACGAUACCGAACGUUGGAGGUUGAACAAUCUGUCAUGGUGAACAUCCAGUUAAAGAGGCCAUCGGACGGUGCUACCAGCGAGCCGCUGCCAUUCGAGUUGGUGCCACUAGACUCAGGUAGGCGUAGAUUCUGGGCACUUCAGCGUGAUGUACUUAAGAAUGACUCUCCGGAAAACGAGGUCUUCAAGAAGAUCCUUCUGGAGAGUGCUGUUCAGGUGGAGAAAAAGACUCCCCCAAUCCAGGAAUCCGAUGAAGUCAUUGUGUUGGAUACUCCGAUAGCCGAGAACAAACCGAUCGUGACGGAACAGAUCCCCAGCGAUCAGAAAACGACCGAAUGGAUCGAGCGAAACGAAUUCGACGACGUUAACAAUAAUAGCGUGGUUUCCAGCGACGACAAUCAGUUGUUCUCGAACGUAUCCAUUGAACAGCAGGUUCCGAAAGAGGACGAAGACAAAACUCUGAACGAACUGCUGGAACAGGUGGCGGAACUAGACGAGAUCUACACUGACCAUCAACUUCGUCGCGAAAAUAUGAUCAUUGAGAAUGAGUUGAAGAACUUGGAGAAGACCGUUCCUACCGGUCUGGUUGAGAAUGGGGAUAAGAUGGAUAUCGACGACGUCUUUGAUGAUGCAGCCACAUACACUAGUCUGCAACGUGCCUUCAAGAAUCCGGUUUCACUCUCUUUAGGUCCCCCGGUUCCACCUCGGCCUCAUUUUCAGCUAGAACUGGAGCCUGGUGUCUACGAUGCCGUAGAGCCCAUGCUCAUCUGUCCACCCAUGAUUGAAGUUAGCUCAUUAAAACGCGAAAGCAAAGAAGAUGAAAAACUUCCUCCUCUUCCUCCGAAACGUGCUAAACCCAGUUCUCAGAAUAAGGAAAAUGCCAUCGUCGAUACCGGUGACGAAGCUAUUCUCCACAGUAUCAUUCGCAAGGGUUCUAUGCGCAGUCUCACCCCACGUCCCCAGUCAGAUCAGAUUAUCAUUAUGAAAUCUCCCGACAGUCCCCCCAAUAAGAAACUUCCUCCUACUCCUCCUGCCUCACCUACUAAGAAUGAGUACGGCACGUUACCCAAAAGUAAGAAACCAGGCUUCUUCUCGAAAUUGUUCUCUCGCAAGAAGAGCAAAUCCGAUCUUUCCGCCAGUACAACCACUCUGACGCAGAAGAGCACCUCAGGUGCUUCGAAAGAACCAAGCUUGGCUAACUUUAAGUCAAACGAUUGCAGUCGUGACUCGGUACGUAGCAAGGCUUCAGUUGUUGAAAAGGGUGGCGAAAAGCGGAAAGCUGGUAAACCAGUCGCGCGCAGCGUGAGCAGCGUUUCCUGCAAGCGUCCGACCACCGAGUCCAAUCCAGAUGUUAUCUACAUCCCAUUGAAGGGCGAUGGUCCCACGACUAAUCUAAUUGCUCGUACUGGCAGUGGUACGCAUCUUUCCCUGCCGGGAAACGAUUCAUACGAACGGGCCAGUACAGCUUCUCUUCCACCCUUGGAUCGAAAGACGGUCAGUGCCCUGCAGCUGGACGUACCGAUGCAGGAUGGCAAUUUGGAACUCGUAGCCAUUGCCGAUGCUCGAAGUAUAAAAAAUCUAGUCGAAGGAGACUACGGCAUCAAACUGGAUCCCAGUGUAGAUCUAACCGAGGCUGAACACUUUGCUCUCUACACCUCAAUAGCGCCCAAUGCUUCACUCAGCGAGUUUGACGAAACCUCCGCCUAUUACGCCUCAGUUGAACCCGGUCCACUUUCACACUUACGCCCUAACAGUACAGCAUACAGCGCAGACGUCUAA